Notodromas monacha is the source of this 2502-nucleotide messenger RNA. The record is from the annotation of a GenBank genome assembly. Lineage: Eukaryota; Metazoa; Arthropoda; Ostracoda; Podocopida; Cyprididae.
AUGGCGUUCCAAACGUUUACGCAGGAGUAUUUUCAAAUUCCUCCUGUUACGCGAGCGUAUGCUACAGCAUGUGUGCUCACAUCUUUAGCAGUGGUGAGUAGCAUUGUUUUGAGACGUUCGGUGCCUUUCAGCAUUUACUGUAUGUCUUUUCUCCAGCAACUAGAUGUUGUUUCACCGUUCCAACUGUACUUCAAUCCCAUUCUGAUAUGGAGAAAUUUCCAAGUUUGGCGGAUAUUCACCACAUUCUUCUUUUUCGGCACAAUCGGCUUCAAUUUUCUAUUCAACAUGAUCUUCACCUACCGAUAUUGCCGAAUGCUUGAGGAAGGCUCAUUCCGAGGGCGCACUUCGGACUUCGUAAUGAUGUUCCUAUUCGGAGGAUUUGUUCUCAUAUUUCUUGGACUAUUCGUGAAUCUUGUUUUUCUUGGCCAAGCCCUGACGAUCAUGCUGGUGUACAUCUGGUCAAGGAGAAAUCCCUUCAUUCGAAUGAAUUUUUUUGGGCUUUUGAAUUUUCAGGCUCCUUAUUUGCCGUGGGUUUUGCUUGCGUUUUCCGUACUACUCGGAAACUCCGUAAUCGUGGAUGUUUUGGGGAUGGUUGUUGGACAUCUUUACUUUUUCCUGGAAGAUGUUUAUCCGAACACGCGAGGAGGGUUCAAGAUUUUGAAAACACCUUUGUUCAUGAGAAUACUGAUGGAUCCACCGGAUGAAGUGGAGAACGAUCCUAGGCUGUCCGAAGAUCAAAACGAUCCAACAAAUGACGACGGGAAUAAUGGAAAUGAUGAAGUACAACCUGGUGGAUAUGACUGGUCUGGUCGUCAACGCCGACCUCAAGAGGAUGCCGAUCGCCACAAACUGACGGACGAUCCAUCUCGUCCAUCCCCGAGUUCGUCACAACAGCGCAUUUCUGCCGGUGGUCCACGUCAAGAUGCUGUGCAUCAAACAGAAUCUCAACGUGCUGCCGCGCUGGCAGCUGUAGCUCGACUGGACAAGCAGGGCCAGCAAGCUAGUCCACAAUGGUCGAAAACGUACAUCAAGGCGGAAGCAAAGAAAUUAAUAGAAGACGGAAUGCAGUCGAUCACGCUUGAAGGAGCUGGAAGUGGUCCUGCCGUCGUAGAUCUUGAGGCGCCGUCGAUGCUCGCAGCUACUGGUGUAUAUUUUAAAUGUCCUCUCAUCGGUCCCGAAGUUCUACCAAAGGAUGCCAUGGUUGAGAGAAUAAGAUCCUUUUUGUACGAGCAACUUGAGGAAGAACCCGCCUUAACAGCUGUCCUGAUAAUUUUUUCCUUGAAUGGAAACCAAACGAAAGUUGAAGUCUGCGUUGCCACGUUGAGGAAGUAUUUGGAAAACAUUCUUUCGCAUCCGGAAGAUCCAAAGUUUCGUAAAAUUCGGAAGUCCAACCGAGUGUUCCAAGAGCGCGUGAAGCCGUUAGAGGGAGCGGACACAUUUUUAGAAGCCGCAGGAUUUGAAAACUCAACAGAGACAUUAGAAGAUGGUGCAACGGAGGAUUUUUACGUUUUCCCUCAAACUGCAGAUUCAUCCACUUUUGAGACAUUGAUUGAUGCGUUGGGCAAUGCGGAACCGAUCAAGCCUGAACUUGAUCGAGGAUUGCGGGUUUUACAGCCUUCAAAAGCGAGUGAGAACAUGAACCUUCCCUUGGAUUUUUUCCUUCUAACCCCAGAAGAGCUUCGUAUGGAGGUGAAACAAAGAGAGGAUGUCUUGGAUAAGUUAACACAACUAAGAACAAAAUCCAUGCGAGAACGGGACCAAAUCGUGGAGAAACGUCAAUAUAAAUACGCCUUAAUCAGAGUGAAAUUUCCAGAUGGUGUUCUAUUGCAGGGAACAUUCGGCGUGUAUGAAAAAAUUCCGGCUGUGGUUGAAUUUGUCCAGGAGAACAUCGCGGAUGACCAAUCCGCAUUCAAAUUGACUGCUUUCGCUGGGACUUUGAAUAUCGACUGUGUUCCUGGCACAGAUAUACGGAAUCAAAAAACUCUAAUAGAAGCUAAACUUGUGCCUGCGACGAUUUUGAACUUCUGUUGGGUUGACGCACCGGAAAAUUUAGGAAAUCCGCUUAAAAAAGACGUGUUAGCUCUGCUUGAAGAACGCUGAACAUGCUAUUGUUCGUGAGAUUCGGGUUCCUUCAUAAACAGUACUAAUGACUGUAAUGCAAUUUCAUUUUGCUUCUAGCCAUGGUUUUCUUUUUAAUGAUGAAUUUGAAAUGUGAUGCGAAAAGAAAAACGAAUGCCUGUGCUUUUUUACGCCCAGAUUUUAUCCAAUGGAUCCUAGUCAAACAGCGAUUGCAUUGAAGAUUUCACAUCAAUUGGAAGCUUGAAAGAACUUGAAUUGCUGUGUAGCUUGUUUGGAUUCCGUACUGGUUUGAAUAUCAUGAAAAACUGCACUUCUUUGUUGUUUCUUGGCUUAAAAAUUCCUGUGUGCAAAUUUCGCGAUUACUUGAAUCGUGAUUAAGAAAUAUUCAACAUGUGGAUGAGAAAGAAAGAUUUGUGGUUGGGA